AAUCAAAAUACCUCUUCCGGAGUAGGGAACGCUAUGCGUUAUAGAAGGCAAGGCAUCACAUACGAAAUGUAAUGAUUAGUUAAAUAGUGAGGGUUUUAAGGGGUUAUAUUGCAUUAUCAAGCAAAUAUCUGACAUCUCUGUGAGACCAUCACAUAUAGAUGAGCUGAGCAAAAGAAAUUUCUGAUUCGUUGUUAUUUGAGUGUCAAUCAAUGUCACUAAACACGUGAACUGUGCUGCCCUUCACAAGCUACAAACAACUGGAUCGAAGACAUUGAUUCGCAGAGCUGUCAAUUCAGCUCCUGUUGUUAGAUGAACCGUCUGUAAGGCUAUUGUUACCCGCAGGGCAAGUGGUGUCACAGUUUAAGACAUACAGCCUUAACUCAGGAUGCAUCCGGAUCUGUCACCCCAUCUGCAUACUAAUGAGUGCAAUCAACUUAUAACACUUCUCAAACAGUGCCACAAAGAGCAUAACGUCCUCAAGUUCUUUGGCACAUGUAAUGAUUUGGACCGUGCAAUGCGUGAUUGUCUCAAGAAAGAGUAUCAGGCAAACAGGGAGCGCAGCAAGGCUCACGCAGAAGAAAUGAGACGCCGUUUAAAGGACCAACCAAAAGAACAUCCCUAAUAUCAAGAUGGAUCCCUUGGAGUACAGACCUAUAGCAGACAGGAAAGAGCUUCUGGUAUUCCUAGUGUGCCUAGACACUUUUAAGUCUGGAAUACUUUUCUCUGAGGAUAUGUAGAUUAAUUUAUUAUGGAUCUUGCAGUAAAUAAAGCAACAGAGUGAGUUGUCUGAA
Molecule: messenger RNA, 791 nt
Organism: Ctenopharyngodon idella (grass carp)
Lineage: Eukaryota; Metazoa; Chordata; Actinopteri; Cypriniformes; Xenocyprididae
Gene: cmc2
Product: C-x(9)-C motif containing 2
Exons: 4
Coding region: 386-622 (78 amino acids)
Cellular component (GO): mitochondrion
Source: RefSeq, a predicted model, not a curated record